Trichomycterus rosablanca is the source of this 6316-nucleotide messenger RNA. Its product is annotated as protein mono-ADP-ribosyltransferase PARP14-like. The record is from RefSeq and is a predicted model, not a curated record. Gene Ontology annotation, molecular function: RNA binding; transcription corepressor activity; NAD+-protein mono-ADP-ribosyltransferase activity. The transcript has 17 exons. Gene Ontology annotation, biological process: protein poly-ADP-ribosylation; negative regulation of gene expression. The coding region runs from base 8 to 5632 and encodes 1874 amino acids. Gene Ontology annotation, cellular component: nucleus; cytoplasm. NCBI's taxonomy places the organism in Eukaryota, Metazoa, Chordata, Actinopteri, Siluriformes, Trichomycteridae.
CUGGAGGAUGGCGGAAUACGCUCACGGAAUCACCGUGGUGGGGGACUGGUCAUCUAUAAACCCCAAAACAGUCCAAACUAAACUACAGCUUUACUUUCAGAGUAAGAAGAAAUCACAAGGAGGAGACUGCGAAGUUCAGUGUGGCGACCGGAAAGCGACUGUACUCUUCAAAUGCCAACUCACACGAGAUAAUGUUCUCUCUAAAAAAGAACAUAACUUAACAAUUGAUAAUCAGGUUUUGAAACUAAAUGUGUUUGAACUAUCCAGUGCAGCGGAGGGUCACACAGAACAGCCUGGAAAAUCAACUGGAACAGGAAGUGAUGUCGCGCAGGCCUCUCAGCAGACAGCUGUUCAGAGUACAACCAAUGAAGCAGCUUCCAAGGUUAGCUUGGGGGACCCUCCAAAGCCCAGUGCUGUGGUACUGGAGAAUCUGCCAGAUCACUUUACCAGAGAGUACCUUUUACUUUUUGUGGAAAACAUCACUGACGUUUCAGAAGAAAACUGUUUUUUGGAGUUUAUUCCAGAAUCAAACACUGCUGUUAUAACCUUUAAUGACCCCAAUGAUGUAGAGAUGUGUAUUAAAGAGAGCAAAACUAAAAAUAAGUUCCAGCAGAAAGGUAUUACAAUUCGGGUUCUGGAGCAAAGCAGAAGUGUUAAGGUAGAAAACCUGCCUCCUCAGUGCAUCACUGAGUGGUUAGAACUUUACUUUGAAAAAUGGGGUGGAGAUGUGGAGAAAAUCACCAUUAUUUCAGAGGAGCAUGCUGCCAUUGUUACUUUUAAAGAGCAAGAAGCUGCUAAGAAAAUUCUAUCAAAAAAACAUACUUUUUACAACACACUAGUCGAUGUAUACAUAUACUACCAGUCUUUGGGAACUGCUUUGUAUGGCAGAGACAGACCAACAUGGACACUUCCAACACCUUUCACAGAAAAGCUCCAUCCUGCCAUUAGGGAAUUCCUUUUAAGGAAGGGGCUAAUAUCCUCCAUCUGUAACCAGAUGAUGUUACAAUACUGCCAGGUAAACAUGGAUAAAGAUGAAGUCCUGCUCAGCCCUCUUCCUUCACUUCUGAAAAGAAAGGGUAUAACCAAAAAACACAUAGACGACUGGGAAGAAAACACCAAGUCUGCCUUCAAGAACAUCCUUUCCAACUUUGCUCUAUUUGAGUAUUCAAUUACUCCCUCUUUGUGGCCAGAAGUAGAGAAAGACAUUCGGUCCACAGUCCAAGAUAAAGCCCUCUUGGACAUGAAUACCUUAACAGGAAAUUUGGCACUUGCAGGAACAGCUAAUGACAUUAACAUUCUGAAACCAAUUCUGGAGGAUUUUUUAAAGAAAGCAUCAAGUCAGUUGGAAAGAAAAAUGACCUGUAUCUCAGAGAGCAUGAACAUGUCUCCUGCAACGUUCUUCUUGCUUCAGCAUGAGGGACUUACACAUGCUGCAUCGAAAUAUCCACAACUGGAACUUGACUACAAAAAAGACACAAAUCAGUUAAUAUUCAAGGGCCUCAAAUUCGAAAUUAUCGACAUUAAGAAUUGGAUCUUGGAGAAGCAACAUGAAAUGAAAGAUAAAACUAUAAAAAUGGACCCUUCAUUACUGGAGUUCCUGAGAUCAAUGGACUGGGAGGAGAUGUCAGGAGAUUUGUUUACAUCCCAAAAAAUUGGUGCGGUUUACAAAUUUGAAAAUGGGGACUUGGUUUUGACUGGAAGUACAGACAAAGCCCUGACUGAGGCUGAGAAACGACUGGAAAUGAUGUUGACAUUCCAAGACAUCUCUCUAGAUGACCCAGAAGUGGUUAAAAAACCUGAAUGGCAAGUUCUUACGAAUCAGAUGUGCAACAUUUACAACUCAUCCAGGAACAAGACUGUUCUAAUAAAAUCCUCCAAUCACAAAAACAAAAUCAUAGUUUGUGGCUUUAAGGAUCCCGUCCUAGAAGUCAGCAAGAACCUGGAAACAUUUAUUAAUACACACUCAAGAAUCAAUGAGGCCAUUCGUGUUAAGUCACAUGCAGUGGUGAAAUUCAUCAAUGAGAAGAAGUCACAAGAGUGGCAGAAAUUUGUGAAGUCUGCUGAAGUAAAAAUAGAGUUUGAAACAAAAAAGCCCUUGAUUCGAGUGUAUGGAGAGCGAGUCCAUGUUCAACCAGCUCUGAAAUUUUUACAAAACUUGGCAGAAACUCUUCACUCUGAAAAAAUGACAGUUAAAAAGGCAGGAGUCAAAAAGUUCUUUCAGGAGCAGGGAACCAUGGUUUUGAUGAUGAUGAUGAAGGAGCAUAGAUUUCUGGUUUUGCUUGAAGAGGACUAUAUGGAAGAUGAUGAUGAACUUGAUUAUAAUGAAGGUAAUACAGUGAAAGACUUUGGAAAGACUUUCUGUGAGGUUCGGACACCUAGCGGGAUCGUCAUUACAGUCAAGAUGGCUGAUAUCUGUAAGCUAAAAGUAGAUGCUGUAGUCAAUGCUGCCAAUGAGGAACUACAUCAUAUUGGUGGCUUAGCAUUAGCACUCCUAAAAGCUGCUGGACCAUCUUUACAACAAAUCAGUAAUCAACAUGUUGCUUUAAAUGGGAAACUGAAACCAGGAGAAGCUAUUGUUACAAAAGCAGGAAACCUUCCAUGUAAAUGUGUAGUGCAUGCCGUAGGUCCACGAUAUUACAAUAUGGACAAAUCUACUGCUGUGAAGACACUGAGAAAAGCUGUGAGGGAAAGUCUGAACCAGGCUGCUUCAAACAACUGCACCUCUAUUGCGGUCCCUACCAUCAGCUCGGGUAUAUUUGGCUUUCCUCUUGAGCUCUGCACUGAGACAAUCGCUAAGGAACUACGUGAUUAUACCCAGAACCGCCAAGGUGGCAAAAAUACACUGAAUGAGAUCCACUUGGUAGACAACAGUCCUAAAACUGUGAAUGCCAUGACUCAGGCUGUUAAGAAAGAAUUUGCAGACUUAAAUCCCAAAACGUCCUUUCCACAGCAAAUGUCAUCACAUCAAGGCCAUGGUAGACAGGGUCAGGAAUAUCAAGACCGAAGUAAUAAUCAACAUGGAGCUCGAGGCAAUAGUCCAAGAAGUGGUGAUACACGAGUAUACAUGGACACAGAAUCUGAGGGGUUUGAACCUAUAGAUACGCCAAAGAGACAUAAGCCAAGCACAUCACUCAGAACACAACAUAAACAGGUUCUUCAAACUCAGAACACACAAGAGGGGCUAAAAAUCCUUCUCCAGGAAGGGAAUAUCCAAGAUGCAGUUUCUGAUGUGAUUGUCAACACUGUCUCAAAAGACUUGGACCUUAGCCACGGUGCCGUAUCCAGUGCUCUCCUACAGGCUGCUGGUCCUCAAAUCCAGGUUGAAGCUUAUUCUAAUUUCAAGGCAUCUGGAUCUUCUGCUCUGACUUAUGGAGCCAUGUUGGUCACUGAUGGUUAUAAUUUAAAUUGCCAAAGAGUCUUUCAUACUGUUUGUCCAUACUGGAAAGGAGGGGCUGAAUCAGGUGAUGAGAUACUGAAAAGAAUCAUUCAAAACUGCCUUAAAAGAGCUGAGAACCAGAAAAUGGCUUCCAUUUCUUUUCCAGCCAUUGGUACAGGGAACCUUGGCUUUCCCAAAGAUCUUGUCUCCAACAUUCUGCUCCGUGAGAUUCAUGCCUUUAGUUCCAGAGUCCAACCUCAGAACCUUAAUGAGGUGACUGUGAUUGUGCAUCCUGCAGACAAGGAGACUGUACAGUGCUUCAUUAAGAGCUUCAAUGGUGGGUGGCAGCGUCCCAUCACAACAGGAACAAGUGUUUUUCAGCAGCAUUCAACCAAACAAGCACCAGCUGCAUCUUCUGCACAGCCUACUGGACUUUUUGGAGUGGUUUCUACACCUAAUCUUGGAGUGCACAGAGUGCAGAUUGGGCAUCUGAUCCUUGAGGUUUCAUCAGGUGAUAUUACCCGAGAGAGAUGUGAUGCGAUUGUUAAUUCCUCCAAUCAGUCAUUCAGCUUGAAAGCAGGGGUCUCCCAGGCCAUUUUGAAUGCUGCUGGUGCAUCAGUGGAACAGGAAUGUGCCCAGAUGGUGGCAACAUCACGUCAGCAGCAAGAAAUGAUUACGACCACAGCAGGACAGCUCCCAUGCAGGCACAUAAUUCAUGUCAUAGGCCGAAAUGCACCUGAUGAAAUCAAGAAUGUUGUUUACUCGGUUUUAAAGCUUUGUGAGGAACAAAGGUUUUCCUCAGUUGCCUUUCCAGCACUUGGCACAGGUCAAGGCCGAGCCAGUCCCUCAGCUGUUGCAGAUGCAAUGAUUGAUGCUGUAAUUGACUUUGUGAAAAAGAAAAAAGGGACAAAUUUGCAAAGUGUGAAGUUCUUGAUAUUCCAAGCGCCCAUGGUAGCCGAUUUUCACCGGAGCAUGCUGAUGAAGCAGCAGAAAGGUGUAGAGAAUAGUGGUGGUGUGAUAGAUUGGGUAAAAGGAAAAAUUAACACUUUCACCAGCCUUUUUGGAAUUGGUGGUACAGAACCAGGUGUAAUGCAGGAAGAAUUCAUGAUGGUGAGCGAGGAUUUUGAGCCUGUUGUGUUUCAGCUGUGUGGAGAAAGCAAAGAGGACCUGAUUGAAGCACGAAAGCUGAUCAACAGCAUCAUCUUAAGAGAACACAUAAGCUCGAACGUCCAGGACUCGGCCAUUAACUUUUUAAGUCAAGAGGAAGCAGAUGUCCUGCUUGAGCUGCAGAGGGAGCUUACGGUUAGCAUCCACCUCUCAAAAAAAGGCCCAGAGCCAGAGAUCACCCUGGAGGGCCUAACACGAGAUGUGAUGAAAGCUGAGAAUCGCGUUCGUGACAUGAUCCGCAAAGCGGAGAAACGAGUAACGCGCAGACGUGAGGCCAUUUUGCUGAGACCCAAGGUGGAGUGGCAGUAUGAGGACAUCAGUAAGAACUUCGUCCCUUUCGACAUUUUAACCAACUUUGAUCUGGAGGAAGCAUACAAACUGAAGAUUUGUGCUGACAUUGUUAUCAAUAAUAAACCAUUUAAAGCCAUUUUAGACCAAAACGUGGCAAUUGGAGAGUCAAGACAGAUUACUUUAAGAAGGACUGAACCUACAGAUCAAACUUUGCCUCAGAACUGGACUGACAUGAAAGGAGCGUUGGUUCUACAGGUCCCAAUUCAACAAAGCACACAGGAAUAUACAUUUGUGGAAAAGGAGUUCAGAAAGACAGGACUGACAUCGACUAUCCUAACUAUUGACAGAAUCCAGAAUGAAACUCUGUGGAGGAACUACAUGAACCAGAAAGCAUUCCUGGAGAGAAAGAACAACCACCAGAAAAAUGAGAAGUUGCUUUUCCAUGGCACCGGUUCUAAAAAUAUUGAAAAGAUCAAUGACCGAGGUUUUAAUCGCAGCUUCGCUGGCACGCACGUAGGGGCCAUGAUUGGGAAUGGUGUAUAUUUUGCUGUUGAUCCAGCUUACUCAGCCCAGGGCUAUGCCAGCCCAGAUAAUCUGGGUCAUAAGCGCAUGUAUUUGGCUCGAGUGUUGGUUGGCGAUUACACCACAGGGAAACAAGGUCUUCUUGCACCUCCAGCUAAAAGCUCCUCAACAUCGGACUUGUACGACAGUGUCACCAAUAAUCUCAUAACUCCAACUAUGUUUGUGAUCUUUCACGAUGUGCACGCCUACCCUGAAUAUUUAAUCACGUUCCAGUAAAAAUGCUACCACUUCUAAUCUAUGCAAACUAUUUGUGAUUUCUGUCAAAUGAAAUGUCUUUUUGUGGCUGUAAAAGGCCAACCUGGGUUAAACAAGUAAGCACAUGUAAAUCACACUUUAUGCAAAAAAAGAAAAUUGCAAAUGCUGUCAUAUUUAACUAAAUAAUGCAACUUUAUGCAACCAAAAUGCAGCAAUUGUAGGGUUAAAUCUUACAUAUUCAGGUUUACUCAGGUAAUAACCAGAUAUAUUGUGUAUGUCCGCUGCAAUUCUGUGGUAAUGUAGUUGGACGUAGGAUGUCUAUCUAGUUCUGCACCAAGUUAAGCAUGUUUUAUAUGUUCCUUUUGUGUCCUUGUGAGCUUUGUCCAGGCCCUGUAAUGGAUUGGCACCCUGUACGGGGUAUUUCUGCCUUGCGCCCAGUGCUGAUGGAAAUAUGCAUUAUUAUUAUUAUUAUUAUUAUUGAUCAUGGUGGUGGACAAAACUUACUCCUUCUGCUAUGCAAAACUUCAUGUUUCCACAAGAGGGCAGACAGGUUAAAAACACAAGCUUAAAUAAUAACCCUGAAUUUUGUAUAUAUGAAACAAAUGAUUAAAAUCUGAAUGUCUUUUCUGCCUAUUAUUGUUGUAAUGUUCCACUUUUUAGAGACAGUUAACAAUAAAAACUGCACAAUAAACUAAUCUCAAUGUA